AUGCAGAGGUCCUUCGCCUGCCUCCUGGAGCAGAGCCGGAGCUGCAGCACUGGCCUGGCUCUCAGUGCCUCCUACCUGGAGAUCUACAACGAGCAGGUCCGGGACCUGCUGAGCCCAGGGCCGCCGUGUGCUCUGCCCCUGCGGUGGAGCAAAAGCCGCGGCUUCUACGUGGAGAACCAGCUCAGCGUGGAUUUCGAGAGCCUGGAGGCCAUCACCGACCUGCUCCUGCAAGGAUGCGUUGGUGGGGCUGGGGUGAGCAGCAGGGAGCCAGAUGCCAGACCCAGGAGUUGGGACAGUGCUGUGGGCCACAGGGAAGGGGUGAUGUGGGGCCAGAGCACCACCCUCACACCACAGGUCCCCCAGCCCAGCGCCUGCCCCAGCAAGCAGGGCACGCUGUGCUUCGUGGACCUGGCCGGCAGCGAGCGGGUGAAGGAGACCGGCUCCAGUGGGGAACUCUCCGUGGAGGCCAACAACAUCAACCGGAGCCUCCUGGCACUGGGACACUGCAUCUCCCUGUUGGCCAAACCCCGAGGGAAGCGGACGCACAUCCCCUACCGGGACAGCAAGCUGACCCGGCUGCUGGCCCGCUCCCUGGGCGGCUCGGGCGUCACCCUGAUGGUUGCCUGCAUCUCCCCGUCCUCGCGCUGCCUGUCAGAGACGCUGAGCACGCUGCACUACGCCAGCCGGGCCCGGAGGGUCACCACCAGGCCCCUCGCCAACAGGAUAUCCCGGGAGAAGCUGCUGCAAACCUUGGAGGAAGAAAUCCAGGUGCUGCAGCUGGAAAACCUCUCCCUGCGCCAGCAGCUGAGCUUGUCCAGGGUGCCAACGAGGAGCAUAGAGGUCCCAGGGACCCCCCCAAGAGUGGGGGCAUGGCCGGGCUGGGGAGGCAG
Molecule: messenger RNA, 890 nt
Organism: Phaethon lepturus (White-tailed tropicbird)
Lineage: Eukaryota; Metazoa; Chordata; Aves; Phaethontiformes; Phaethontidae
Product: kinesin-like protein KIF12
Exons: 6
Biological process (GO): microtubule-based movement
Molecular function (GO): microtubule binding; microtubule motor activity; ATP binding
Source: RefSeq, a predicted model, not a curated record